Molecule: messenger RNA, 3054 nt
Organism: Nestor notabilis (Kea)
Lineage: Eukaryota; Metazoa; Chordata; Aves; Psittaciformes; Psittacidae
Product: BCL-6 corepressor-like
Exons: 7
Biological process (GO): negative regulation of transcription by RNA polymerase II
Cellular component (GO): nucleus
Molecular function (GO): transcription corepressor activity
Source: RefSeq, a predicted model, not a curated record
AGAAUAUAAAAACCGUGAAGAAAAGCGGUGAUUUUUAAGAAGACGUCAUGCUUUCUGCAACUCCCCUGUAUGGCAACGUUCAUAGCUGGAUGAGCAAUGAAAGGGUCCGCAUGUGUGGAAUUAAUGAAGACAGGAAAAUUCCCGUUAAUGAUGGCGAUGCACCGAAAAGCAGACUGGAGUUGAGGGAAGAAAAUCACCUGAAUCACAGUGUGGUGGACGCGGCUACAGCACAUCGCAUUGACAGUCUCGCAGCUCUGAGUAUGGACAGGUCUGGACUCAUGCGAGAAGGACUCAGAGUCCCCAGUAGCAUUGUCUAUUCCAGCUUGUGUGGACUCGGCUCGGAAAAAUCACGGGAUGCUACGAGUGCGAUAGCUGGGCUUGGAUUUACUCCUGAAAGAAAUCCAGAGAUACAGUUUAAGUCUAAUCCCCCUGAAGCGGUAGAAAGCGCAGCUGUCUCUGGAAAAGCCCCGAACGGCUUCAGUGCUAUAUACAAAACACCUCCUGGAAUACAAAAAACCUCUGCUGUCCCGACAGGGGAGACACUGGGUUUGGACCGAGCUGCGGGUGACAGGCAGAGUCCCCUUGGUGUCAAUGGUGCUAGUUACCUAAGGCUCCCCUGGGUAAACCCCUACAUGGAGGGCGCGACGCCCACCAUAUACCCUUUCCUUGACUCACCAAAUAAGUAUUCGUUGAACAUGUACAAGGCAUUGCUACCUCAGCAGUCCACCUACAGCUUACCACAGCACCUGGCUUACUCACCCGUGUGCACGAACGGUGAGCGUUUUUUAUACCUGCCUCCCUCCCACUACGUUGCCCCCCACAUCCCUUCGUCGUUGGCGUCGCCCAUGAGGCUCUCGACUGCUUCGGCUUCACCGGCGAUCCCACCGUUGGUGCACUGUCCGGAUAAGAGCUUGUCGUGGAAGAUGGGUGUCAGCCCCAGCAACCCCGUCGACACACACGCCUACCCCCACAUCCAGAGCAGCAAGCAGCCCCUCAAGCCGGCCCCCACCAACAUCCCGGCAGAUCCUGCGCUCCUGCUGCCGCACUCGCCCCGGCCAUCCCCACGCCUCCCCCUGCCCGCCCAGGUCGGGGAUGCCUACGCCGAUUUCCACAAACACUUCCCCAGGAUCACCACCUCUCCCUCCUCCGCUGUUACCCUCCCAAAGCCCUACGUGAAUGUCGGAGGCGAACUUCCCCCCCCCCGCCUCUCCACUGGGAGGCUUCCCCAAGGCCGCGGACGGCCAGCGUCAGCGUCGCCAGCUCCCAAUCCCAACAUGGAUUGCACCAAGACGGCCAGGAGCUCUGCGGAGAGCACCGCAUCGGUUAUACAGCAUGUCGGGCAGCCUGUCGCCACCCCUGCGAAACACAGCAGUAAGGUGGCCAAAUCCUGCAGCCAGGAAGCCAACUUCAAGACAAGCGAGACUGCCCUGGCCUCCAGCCCCAUCUUCCUGCCUCCUAAUGAAGCGUUUCGCUCCCCACCGCUGCCCUACCCCAGGAGUUACCUCCCAUACCCGGUGCCAGAGGGAAUAGCCAUCAGCCCUCUGUCCCUCCAUGGGAAAGGACACGUAUAUCCUCACCCUGUCUUGCUGCCCAAUGGCAGCCUCUAUCCUGGCCACCUGGCUCCCAAACCCGGCCUUCCCUACAGCCUGCCGGCGGGUCGAGGGGAGUUCAUGACCUACCAAGACGCGCUGGGUAUGGGCAUGGUGCACCCCAUGCUGCUGCAGCAUUCAGCUUUGGAGAUCAAUAAGGAGGAGAAGGUGGAAAGGAGGUCACGGUCUCAUGAGAGGGUCCGCUACGAGGACCCGGCUCUGCGAUGCCGGUUGCCAGAGCUCCUGGAGAGCGGUGGGAAGAUGCAUUUUGAAGUACCCAGUGACAAGAGUGUGAAAUUGCACCAGAGCUCUGGCCACAGUAAAAACUCAUCCAAAAGUGACAAACACCUUUUCCCGGAUCUUCUGCGAGACGAGCAAGAGGCUAAAAGUGAAGCAAACGUAACGAAAGCCAGCUUUGCUGCGGAAAGCAGUAAUCAGGCUAAUGACCCUACAAAGCACAAGGUAGAGCAGGCGUCUCAGCACAGAGAUUUUAUUGUAAUGAGAGAGGAGUUUGGAAGAAAUAAUGAUCUUCACGAAACCUAUAAUUUCAAGCAAGCCCAGAGUUCGUCAGUGUUCAGCUUAAGGAAAGAAGAUUUAUCUGUCAGCCAGCCUAAGGAGAGAGUGGCAGUCCAGCCUUUGCCCACUUACUUGGAAGGCGCUCAUGAGAGUGAUGCUCCAGCUCUGGCUUUUGGCAAGGUGCAGGAGGACGCGAAGCCAUUCAGCAUGGGGACAGCAGCACCAAGUAUUGACACCAACCAGACCUAUACCAAAGAUGGAGCCGACGAUGCAGAAUCUGCCGACGGCAAAAUACUGAAACCCAAGCCGUCAAAGUUGGCCAAGAGGAUCGCGAACUCUGCCGGUUACGUAGGUGAUCGAUUCAAGUGUGUGACGACCGAGCUGUACGCGGACUCCAGCCAGCUCAGCCGGGAGCAGCGGGCGUUGCAGAUGGAAGGAUUACAAGAGGACAGUAUUUUAUGUCUACCUGCUGCUUACUGUGAGCGUGCAAUGAUGCGCUUCUCAGAGUUGGAGAUGAAAGAGAGAGAAGGCCAAACAGCUACCAAAGACUCAGAGGUCUGCAGAUUCAGCCAGGCAGACUGGGAAAACUUGAAAGGAAACAGUGAAAAGAAGCCAAAGCCUGUCUCUCUGGAAGAUGCCAUUGCUGACCAAAAUGACAAUGACAGAUGUAACUUUACUAGUACAGAAAACAACCAAGGUCACUUUCUUGAAACUCCAGAGGAAAAAGAUCUCUCAAAUGAGAAAUGUUAUUUAGAGAGACAUUCUAUAUAUGAAAAAGCGGAAGACCAGUCAGCAGAAGAUAUUGGCCAACAUCCAUGUCCACGUCUGGACAGGAAGCGUAAACACUCUGGUGAGAGAGUGCAAAACGAUGGCAGCCAAAAUGAAAGCUUUGUGGAUGAACUGCAGGAUGAACUUACAUCAAAAGCAAAAAAGAAGAAGAACUCCAAAG